This is a messenger RNA of Eufriesea mexicana, 4050 nucleotides long. RefSeq lists its product as uncharacterized. The record is from RefSeq and is a predicted model, not a curated record. Lineage: Eukaryota; Metazoa; Arthropoda; Insecta; Hymenoptera; Apidae. Bases 25 to 4050 code for a protein of 1341 amino acids. The transcript has 12 exons.
AAGAUUCUACGGAAGUACCCGGUGAUGGUGUUCAUUCAUGGGGAGAGUUUUGAAUGGAACAGCGGCAACCCCUACGACGGUACUAUAUUGGCAGCUUAUGGCAACAUCGUCUUUGUCACUAUAAACUUCCGUCUAGGCAUCCUGGGUUUCUUGAGACCCGGAACCAGGGACGACGCAGCGAGCAAUUUUGGCUUGCUGGAUCAAAUAGCCGCUCUGCUUUGGCUGCGAGAGAACAUCGCUGAUUUUGGUGGCGAUCCGAACAGCAUUACGCUGGUCGGCCACGGUACCGGUGCCAUUUUCGCUAAUCUACUGCUUAUCAGCCCGGUGGCUAAUAAGAAAGGUUUCUUCAAGCGGGCUAUUCUGAUGUCUGGAUCGGCGUUAAGCGCCGAUGCUAUCGGGAAAGCUCCCCUGCAGAUCACCAAACAGGUGGCGCACGCCCUGCACUGUCCCACCACGACUGACAGUGACCUGGCGUUCUGUUUGCGCAACCAAGAUGUGAACACUCUGUUGAACGUGAAGAUCCACAAGCCGAAUUACGUCCCUGCCUUCGCUCCACUGAUCGACAACGUGGUUAUCCCCGACAAGCCCGCGAAUCUGAUGAAAAAUCCUGACUUGAUCGGCAGGUUCGAUCUGAUGUACGGUGUCACGGAAUCGGAGAAGUUCCACAUUUUACCGCCGGUUGCUCUGCUUCACGGGGUGCAGGACGGGCAGAGGGACGAGAUUUUAAGGGAACACGCCAAGGCGACGCACGAACUGGAAGCGGAACUAAUUCUGUCAAAGAUUCUGGAACAAUACGGCGAUUUCUCGGCCGGCUUGACGACCGAGUACACCCUGAGGAAUCGAGACCUCGUGCUGGAGGCGCUCUCUGACAGCGGCACCGUCGCGCCAUUAAUAAUGACCGCGAAUUUGCAUUCGAGAGCAAAUCCGAAGAGCUACAUGUACGUCUUCUCGCAUCCGAAAGCGAUGCAGGAGUACUCCGGCCAACAACGUCAGCGCACCGUCCACGGCGAGGAGUUGCCCUAUGUGCUGGGCGUGCCUCUCGACGGCAGCAAAUACGACCUGCGUCGCCGAUACAAUAUCGGCGAAACUCUCUUCUCCGAAGCCAUGAUGAACUGGUGGUGUAGCUUCGCCUAUGUGGGGAACCCCAACAUCGCGAAGAGGUAUCCUUACCUGACUGAUGGGCUGAAGGAAUGGGGCCAGUACGAGAUUGAUUGGCCCGAGUAUGAUCCUCAGAAUCAAACCUAUCUGAACCUUACGAUUCCACCGAGCACGGGUAUGCAGUACCGAUUUGCAGAGAUGCAAUUCUGGAACGAGCACCUGCCUAACCUGCUCCGCCAUCCUGGCAAAGACAUACCGUUCCCGAAUCGACCAAAAGGAACGAGACCGCAGUUUCUCGACACCGUAGAUGGGAUUGGAAAGUACGCGAAUGCGAGUAGGGAAUAUGACAGCAGCGGUACCAGUUUCAAGGAGACUGAUCGUCACCAACCAGAGUUCAGCGUUCCGGAUGACAGCACAACCGCCCCAGACGCUACGACGUCCUCUCAAUCGGACGGAGAAGUAAUCCCACAGCCAAGCACGCCAAAGAGUUCCUCAGUAAUCACUAUGCUGACCGGUUUCGGAAUUUUGUUCCUCUUCAUCAACUUCACCGCGUUCCUCUAUCUCUAUUGCAAGAAGCAAGAGGCAAAGUCGAAAGGGACGGGAUUGAAGAGACGCGUCAGUCAGAAGGAGGACUCGAAACGGACGAAAUCGGACAAGUAUGAGAAUCACUAUGGAGAGCUGGGCUACAAAAGCGACAGUAAGCCGGACCUGAACGACGUGAUAAAGAACGACAAGGCUUACGACAACAACUCGAAUUUCGGUAGACGCUCGAAACUGUCCAGACAGAACUCUGGUUCCACUAUUGACACUCACGUCAAGGUUAGGGAGUGGAUACAGCAGGAGAUCGUGCACAGAUGUUCCCCUAGAUUUCUCAGGAAGACGAGAGAAACUCUGCAAAAGGAGCACGAGGACAAGCUAACGAAACAACAAGAAGAGGAGCAGAAGAGGCUGGAGGAGGAAUUGUCGAAGGAGAGGAAGGAAGAGCCGAUUUACGACAAAGACCCGGCCCUGGUGAUACGCCCUGGCAAGAAAUCAAAGGUCCCAAAGGUUUCCGUGGCCAUCGACGCCACACCCGCGACCAGGACCGAAUCGAUCCUGAACCAGAUUCCCAUCGAACUGGCGAAGAGCGUCGAACCGGACGAAUCGUUCGACAAGAGCAUCGAGUAUUCCAUGAUCGAUCCUAGCCAGUUGCAGACGGCUCCUCAGGUGGUUGUCAUAGAACACCAUCACUCAAAGAGCGACCCCUUGCCGAUGGAAAACGUGUUGAGGAGCGUGAAACCGAACUUCUCCACACCUAGAAUCUACGAGUCGGAUUCUGGGAGCGCCAGUAGUCUAUACGCGAAGAUUAACCCGAAGUUGAAAUCCCGCUUACCUCGCGUCGAGUUGGCAGUGAAUCCUGAUGGAUCGGCCGUGGACCAGAGCGAGGAAAUUUACAUGAAGAUGGGACCAAAGUUGACCACGUUCGGUGUGAACAGUCCGUCAGGCUGCGAUAUAAACGUAACCUGCAGGGAACCCACUGUGGAAAGGGAAUGCAUCAGCCCGGAGGAAGCCCUGAGGACGAUCAAGCGCAGAAACUAUCCCAAAGUUCUGCCAGACAUCGAGAAAAGACGAUCCCUCCCGGCGCCUAGCAGCUUGUUUGCUUCCAAGCAGCAUGCCGGUUCGUUGAAGGAUUAUAGAAGCGGAUUGCAUUCAUCGUCGUCCUCUCAUCAACCACCUCAACCCCCGCCGAGGAUGUUUGGCCCGUCCAAGAGUUUGGAGUUUGCGGAGGAGAACGAGAGUCAGUACGAAACGGAGACGGUCACUACUAAUCUGCACGUUGGUCCGUUGCUCAGAAGACAAGAAUAUUCGACCAAGAACAAUUCCGAUCCGAGUAUCAUUGACUCUCUGGAUGACAGGGUGGACAGGACCAGGACGCAAGGCGGCGGAAGUGUUGACACGAUUUAUUCGAGUCCCGUGUGUGCCGUUCACGAGAUGGGCCAACCGAUCUCCCAGAGCAUGGACACGAACAUAGGAUACCCGAUUACCCUGCUGGAGGCAGGGAUCGGUAAUCCUAACUGGUACAAAUCGUCGCCAUCUGGCAACGAAGCUUCCACAUUGACAGCGUCCUCCGAACCAAGGAUCAUCGGCAGAGAGAUGGACAGACAGCCUCAAUUCGGGGGCUCGAACUGGGACACCAGAAUCCCCGGUAUGGAACCAAGAAUCGUUAUCACACCCCGAGUUGGGAAUCUUCUGGGGCAAGCGAAUCAGAGCUUGAGCCAGACCGUGGUGAAUCUAGGGGAAACCGUUUCCGACGACAGGCUAGAUCGAGAAAUUAAAACUGGCACUCCGUUGGAAUCGAACACGUCCAGCCGAUCCAAUACCAGCUCGGUGGAACAAUUGCAAUCGGACUCGUUGACUUCGUACUCCUCGGCAGAGUGCAGAUUGCAGAGCCUCGCCGGCCAGGAACGAAAGGAGCCGCGAAUAAUAAUUACACCGAGGGACACCAAGGGUUCGUCGUCGAGCUUGAAGCAGCCCAAGAUCAUCAUCAAACCGACGUCCAGUUUGCAAAGGACAAGGGAUCACAGGAAUAUCCCCAAAGUAUCGGCCAUUCCACCCCCGGAGCAGAGCAGUCAGAGUAUCGACAGGGACAAGCCAGCGGAGCCGAGGGAAAAGCCACCGCUGAAGGAAAAGCCGAAGGUCACAAGGAUCCCGUCGUUUUCCAGGCGCAAGGAGGAGCCUCCGGGUGGAAUCGAGAGACCGCCCAUACCCUCGUAUCCCGAGAAAACGGAAAUCGUGCAUAGGGUGGAGGCGGUGGCCGCCGGCAAAGUGGUGAACGUGUCCGUGGCCUGCGAUGGCAAGUCGAGCAUUCCGACGUUGCAGCGGAUGGAGAGCGAGAAGUGUUCGAGCACGGAGUCGAGCAACGGGGCCUUGAAUACGGGUACGAUCAAAAAGAAGCCGGCGAGCAGGAAGUAG